This is a messenger RNA of Thamnophis elegans (Western terrestrial garter snake), 1950 nucleotides long. It is a transcript of the gene GNAI2, whose product is annotated as G protein subunit alpha i2. The record is from RefSeq and is a predicted model, not a curated record. Gene Ontology annotation, molecular function: G-protein beta/gamma-subunit complex binding; GTPase activity; G protein-coupled receptor binding. Bases 269 to 1336 code for a protein of 355 amino acids. The transcript is spliced from 9 exons. Gene Ontology annotation, cellular component: heterotrimeric G-protein complex. Gene Ontology annotation, biological process: gamma-aminobutyric acid signaling pathway; adenylate cyclase-modulating G protein-coupled receptor signaling pathway. Lineage: Eukaryota; Metazoa; Chordata; Lepidosauria; Squamata; Natricidae.
GAGAGAGAGGAGCUGAGCGGAACGGUCCCGCCUCCGGGUCCCCGCCCUUCCCACAUCCGAGCCAGCGGCCGCUCAGACUAGCCGCGCCGGCACCGAAGGGGACGAGGGAAAGCAGCCUAGCCGCCCGUGUGGGGGGCAGCGACGACCCCGCCCCACCCCUUCGGCCAGCUCCGCUCGAGCGGUGGUGGUGCCGAGGCAGCCCGGGCUCGCCUCCCUUUUAGCUCGCCAACUCGGUUUCUCGGCCGGCCGGCAGGAGCCAAGCGGCGCCAUGGGCUGCACGGUGAGCGCCGAAGACAAAGCGGCCGCCGAGCGUUCCAAGAUGAUCGAUAAGAACCUGCGGGAGGACGGCGAGAAGGCGGCGCGGGAGGUGAAGCUGCUCCUCCUCGGUGCAGGAGAAUCUGGGAAGAGCACAAUUGUAAAACAGAUGAAGAUUAUCCAUGAAGAUGGAUAUUCAGAAGACGAAUGCCGACAAUACAAAGCAGUGGUUUACAGCAACACCAUCCAAUCCAUCAUGGCUAUAAUCAAAGCCAUGGGCAACCUGCAGAUUGACUUUGGGGAUCCUUCUAGAGCAGAUGAUGCUCGUCAGUUGUUUGCACUCUCUUGCACUGCAGAGGAGCAGGGAAUCAUGCCAGAGGACUUAUCCAAUGUGAUUCGGAGGCUGUGGUCAGACAAUGGAGUCCAGGCCUGCUUUAAUCGUGCCCGGGAGUAUCAGCUGAAUGACUCUGCAGCUUACUACCUGAAUGACUUGGAGAGGAUAGGCAGAAUGGAUUAUAUUCCAACCCAGCAAGAUGUGCUGAGAACCAGAGUGAAGACUACAGGCAUUGUAGAGACUCAUUUUACCUUCAAGGACUUGCAUUUCAAGAUGUUUGAUGUGGGGGGCCAGAGGUCUGAGAGAAAAAAAUGGAUCCAUUGCUUUGAAGGAGUUACAGCCAUUAUCUUCUGUGUCGCUCUUAGUGCCUAUGACUUAGUUCUGGCUGAAGAUGAAGAAAUGAAUCGGAUGCAUGAAAGUAUGAAGCUGUUUGAUAGUAUCUGUAACAAUAAGUGGUUCACAGAUACUUCCAUCAUUCUUUUCCUCAACAAGAAGGAUCUUUUUGAAGAGAAGAUCAUCCAUAGUCCUUUGACUAUCUGCUUCCCAGAGUAUACAGGGGCCAACAAAUAUGAUGAAGCUGCAGGCUAUAUUCAGAGCAAGUUUGAGGAGUUGAACAAGAGAAGGGACACCAAGGAGAUCUACCCCCACUUCACUUGUGCCACUGAUACCAAGAAUGUGCAGUUUGUCUUUGAUGCUGUCACCGAUGUCAUCAUCAAAAACAACCUGAAGGACUGUGGGCUCUUUUAGCUCUUCAGAUGGCAUCUACUGAGGAAGAUAGAAAGGAUACUUGAACUGCUCCAUAUGAGGAAGAGGCUGGUGUUGAUGAAGGGAGGACUGCAUCAUUUAACAACUUUUGCUUCUUAAGUUUUGUUCCAUUCCUUUAAAUAUUCCUAAUGAUGAGACUUUGGCAAUUCUUCCUGUCCAAAGGACAGGACCCAUUGUUUCCCCUGCUCUGUGCUGUCUAGGUGCCUCCUGCAGGCUGUUUGUCUUCUCCCUAUGCCCACAAAGCCUUACUAAAGUACCAAUGAUUGGUUUACUUGCCAUAGUUGUAACAUUUCCAUAUAUGCCCCUUUCUUCUCUUUCUUUAAAUGAAAACCAGAUGGUAGCAAGUGAGAGGGCUUUGGAUAUGUUUGCCAUGAUCUUUACCUUCUUUUUUAAGAGACAAGGUGGGUUUUCGGGGCGUUUCCCCCCCUUUUUGCUUUAUUUUUGUCCAAGCAACUUUCUGUCUGGCCCUGCCAAAAAAGCAUUCUACAGUCCAUUUGGUUUUUUUUCAACCUUCCAUCAAGUGGAGCUCUUGCCAUGGAGCAAGUUUUUUAGCUCCUACCUCUGUAAUUUGCACAGACCAGCAAAAAAACAAAAAC